AAUCUAUAGGUAUACACGACACCAUCAACUGUUUCGGGGAAAAUAAUACACAAGAUGAGUAUAUAAUCAGCACAGUAAGAAACACUGCUACAAUCGUGCAAUUUUAAAAUGGAAGAUAAUCCUCUCUAUGAGGACAGUAGACUGCCAGUAUACGAGGAAUUACAGCUGGGAGAUAAGGUCGAACAAUGUGAUGUCAGAGUUGAACUGACUGAGAGGAGUGCAAGCAACAUCCCAGAUAACACAAACGCUGCAGCAACCUCUAUCAAGAAAGAGACCAACUUGAAAGCUAAGUGCAUCAGUUUGGUUAUUGUUCUCUCCCUGUUGGCCAUUACCAUGGUAGCAGCUAUUGCAUUGUCUGUGUAUGCUCUAGUGAUUUCUAACCAAGGUAUGGACAGCGUGAUGCUGGAGUUCCAAGAGCUAAAGAUGCAAUUAAAUAAGACAAAAGAAGAAAAAACUGAUGGCAUGAACACGGUUAGUAUUGCAAAUCUGGCUCUGUUGGGAAAUCUACUGUCUUCAGUGAAUGCUUUGAAUGUAACAAAUAGUAAUUUCAUGGCAGAAUUAAACAGUCUUGAGUCUUCAGUGAGCUCUCUAAACAGAACCAAUGGAGCAGCCGUGACUCAAUUGAACAGCCUGCAGUCUUCAGUGAGCUCUCUAAACACAACCAAUCAAUCAACUACGACUCAAUUGAACAGCCUGCAGUCUUCAGUGAGCACCCUGGAGAGUGUACUGAACAGUUUAAGCCCUGGACAAGUGGUUACUACAGUCAAUGCAAUUAGCAGCCUUCAGUCUUCAGUGAACUCUCUGACCACUCGAGUCAACUCUCCAGUGAACCUCUACCAAAACUGCACUCAGGAGACAGAAAGCUGUACUAGUACACAAUCUGGUUCUGCAUACCGUAAAUUCUGUACAACACCAUCCCUACCAGUGAACAAAUCAGGAUACUACACACUGAGCAUGGCGUGUAAGUAUGACCCAUCAUCAGGGAGUUUGGACACUACUGGUCUUCAUCAGUCUGGGUCAAACGUAGCCUGUCUUUGUGUGGCUACAGCUGAUACCGCACCAACAGGAGCACAUGUAUUAACAAGCUUUCGUACAUUUACCUGCACACUUGUCAUCACGAGGUGCCCCACCUCACAGAACAUUGUUUGAACUAAACAAUAUAAUUAUAAACGCUGACAGAGUAUUUAGUUAUGGGUCAGUGAGUACUUGACCAAAGUAGUUGCAAUCUUUUUUUUAUUUAUGUACUGUUCAUUUCAGUUCAUUGCCAUGGAACCUCGGCCAAUAACUGAAAAAUAUCUGCUAUCAUUACUAAGUUUAGUAGAUAAAUUAUAUCAAGAAUGAUAAUUAUCUGCAGCCAAAUU
This is a messenger RNA of Halichondria panicea, 1361 nucleotides long. RefSeq lists its product as uncharacterized. NCBI's taxonomy places the organism in Eukaryota, Metazoa, Porifera, Demospongiae, Suberitida, Halichondriidae. The transcript has 3 exons. The record is from RefSeq and is a predicted model, not a curated record. The coding region runs from base 109 to 1149 and encodes 346 amino acids.